GCGAGGAAUUCUGUCUCACUCGCCGCCGCACUGUGAUCGCGCGCACAUCUCUGCCCCGCCCGCACCAGUGGAGACCCCGUGUGGGCGCGUGCGUGUGUUUGUGUGUAGUGUGGUGAACCCAGAAGCUCAGCGGUGGCUGUUGCUCACUUAUUUCGGUGGCGUCGUUGGCGUUCUGUGCGUGUGUUUGUGUACCAGUGUUUACGGUGCUGACGGAGAUUUAUUUAUUUUGUCGGGUGUGACGUGUUUGGUUUUGAUCUCAAGACGAGGGAGAAGAGACUGGAAGAAGAGCAGUUUUUUUUUUGUUGUUGUUCUUCGUCGACGCCACUUCAGCGCCGUUCCCAAGUCCGGACUCGUCGAUAGCCGUUCCGAGAGACGCUGUACUGUUGCCGCGUCCAUUCCGGGAUCAAUUAUGCCGAUGGUCGCGUCUGCAAUCUAGGCCAGCGCUGAAAGUCUCGAAGCCUUUCCGACCUCCGGCGAGUGCCAUAGCAGCGGCCCUGAGCGGUUGCCAGUGCCUGUGCCAGCGGGAAUAAUAUAUUGUUUCCACACAACUCACUUUUCACACUUGUCUCAACAUCCCAGAUUGAGUUCAAGGGAAGGAGGUUCGUCACCAGGCGAGGAAACAUUGGCAAUUUGUCGCCGCUGACGAAUUAGGUCGCAGGUUGGACUUAGGCGGGCACAGCCGCCGCCCUCGCGCCUGGCGUCUCGACCUGAGGUCACGCCGAGACUGUGAUGAGAUGACCCCGGCGCCGCUCGCAGCGUGUGAUGAGCCAGCCCGUUGACGCAGUGGCCCCUCGCUCGCCCCGCAGCCCAUGUUCUCCUCUGAGGGCGCCGCUCCCCUCGCGACCUCCCCCGCGCGACCUUGGCGUCCGUGGGCGUUCGUGGGUACGUGGCCCUCAUGGGCGGCCAGUCAGCAGUUGACCAGACUCGCAAUCCAAGCGCGCGGCUUGCUCACAGCGCAUCGCGACGACCGACGGCGCGGUGCUCCCUCUGCCAGCGCUCCCCAGAAAGCCUCGCGUAAACAGAGCCUGAGCGGCGACUUCGAGGAAGCGAGCCUCCGCUUUCGGGUGCAGAGCCCGCGCGAGGCGCAGCGGGACCGCAGCCUGCUCAUCGCUCCUCUCGGAAGGGGCGGCGUCUCGCGGGAAAGGCCCCGGCGACCCGCGCAUAAAAGCGGCAAGCGCAUUCGCCUCAGGAACAGUCUCUUCCUCUUCAUCAUGGAGGAGGAACGACUCAGCUUCGUGUACAUGUUCUGCUCCUUCGUGCCGCUGGCCCUGCUGGGGCUCCUGCUGGAGGCGGCCGUGUUCAUCUUUUCCGCAGUCGUCCAGUUCAAGAGGAUGCUUAACAAAGAACUCAGCCACUUCUCGGAAUCUAGUAAAUCUGGGAACCAAAUAUCGGAAUAUAUCUGCACAACUUUCCUCGACCAACAACAGGAGCUCGACAUCCCGAGCCUGAGGGUGGACGAUGGCGAACGACCCAAGAGGAAGGAACGCAACCUGUCAAGCGGCCCUUCGUCGGCAGUCGUCCCAGAGGCUUCAGUGGUAGCCGCCUUGCCUUCCACCACGACCACGACCACCUCGGAUAUCGGUAGCGUCGUUGCCACCACUGGUAUCAAGGAUGUGUCGAUGUCACAGAUACAGGGCGUCAAGAAGCCGCUCCUACAUGCCAACUCCUUCUCGGGCGAGAGGCUGCCCAAGUACGGCGUCGAUACCCGUCAGGAGGAGGAACUGGGCAAGAUUCUAGAAGAUAUAGACAAAUGGGGCAUUGAUAUCUACAGGAUAGCUGAAUUAUCAAAUAGAAAACCUUUAACUACCAUCACAUAUACUAUUUUCAUGGAACGUGAUUUGCUAAAGACAUUCAAAAUUCCGCCCAAGACUUUCAUAACAUUUAUGAUGACCCUUGAAGACCACUAUUUGAAGGACGUUCCAUACCACAAUUCCUUGCAUGCAGCUGACGUCACUCAGUCCACCCAUGUUCUUCUCAACUCACCUGCCCUUGAGUCUGUCUUCACAAGCCUAGAAAUCCUGGCUGCCAUCUUCGCAGCCGCCAUCCACGACGUGGACCACCCAGGCCUCACAAACCAGUACCUGAUCAACUCCUCCUCGGAGCUCGCCCUCAUGUAUAACGAUGAAUCUGUGCUUGAGAACCAUCAUUUGGCUGUGGCCUUCAAAUUGCUGCAGAAUGAGGAUUGUGAUAUCUUUGCCAACCUUGGCAAAAAGCAGAGACAGACUCUCCGCAAGAUGGUGAUAGACAUGGUUCUUGCAACAGACAUGAGCAAGCACAUGAGCCUCCUUGCUGAUCUCAAGACAAUGGUUGAAACCAAGAAGGUUGCAGGUUCAGGUGUUCUCCUUUUGGAUAAUUAUACAGAUAGGAUACAGGUGCUUCAAAAUAUGGUGCACUGUGCAGACCUCAGUAAUCCCACAAAGCCCUUGGAACUCUACCGACAUUGGGUUUCCUCAAUCAUGGAGGAGUUCUUCCAACAAGGCGACCGUGAAAGGGAACAGGGUAUGGAUAUAUCUCCCAUGUGUGAUAGACAUUCAGCCACCAUUGAGAAGUCUCAGGUUGGCUUCAUUGACUACAUUGUGCACCCACUAUGGGAAACCUGGGCGGACUUGGUCCACCCAGAUGCGCAGGACAUCCUUGACACGCUGGAGGAGAAUCGCGACUGGUACCAGCGCAUGAUCCCCAUCUCGCCAUCCUCUUCAUCAAAUGACCUCAAGGAAGAAGAGGGCCAAGGGGAUGACUCAGAGGAUGGCCCUGAGGAGGAAUUGUGUGCUGCAGCCGAGAGAAUCCAGAUCCAGUUUACGCUUGAUGAUGAAGGCAGUGGAAAAAGAGCGCCACCGGAAGACGCUCAGGGGGAGGACCCCACAAUGUGACCACUGGUGGCCUCGUACUGUACCAAACUUAAGCGCAAAGUGAUGAGGUGGCUGCACCUCAAGUGACCAACCCCAUGGGAGGUGGGAACCGUGUUAAGUAUCGUCCCCCUCCAUGUUAGUGGCCUCGUCUUCAACUUUUACCUUUGUACCUCAUCUUUUGAGAUUUCUUUCAUAGCCAGUUGGACACUCUGACUAUCUGGCAUGCUCCCAGAGCCAGAGCCCCAAUCUUGUGAAGAGUAUGUUGUGCAAACACUUGGGUGUUUCUUGUGGAUAACGCCCGGUGAGCCGAAUGUACGUUUUGCCAUGUGUCCAUAGCGUGCCCUGCAGGUUCAGGGUUGAUCGCAUGGGUUUGUCUGAGCUCCUCAAGACUGUGCCGUUCGCCCAGCCUCCUCAGCUGACCCAUCCUUGCCUAGUGAGAUCAUUAUUUUCUUGUAGCAGUUGUAGAGUUGUAGGUGGUCACAACAGUGAACAGUGCCAAAUUGUUCCUUUUGAAUAUGGACCCUAAGGAAGUGACAUGUUUAUCACAAAUUAGUGAGCACAAGUUUGGGACGUUUUAUGUUAAGUGAGGACUGUGGCUUGUGUGUGGUACAUAUCAGAUAGAGGGAUGGAGAAUGGGCACAUAAUGUCUCCAUGGUGCUUAUGUCAUGAUUUUGAGAGUGUAAGGCAUUACUAGCUCUUUCAUUAUAACAGAUGCCUGAUAGGGUUCCUUGCUCUUUUUAUCUUUCACAGCAGAUCAGCUAUCAAAGAAGCCAAAGAUAAUUUAUUGCUUCAGGUUCGUGGUGGUGCUGUGUGGCCACCAAAGAAGGCAUUGUUGCUGCCAUGUGGUACAAAGCCCAAGUGUUGACAUGGUGGCAAGGGCAGUGGAUCCUUUCAGGCAAAGAGAAUUUUACGUGACAAAGUCAGCUAUUACAGACAGUGAGGGAGGCUCGGAAGAAGCGCCGACGUGAUCACUUCGCUUCUUCUUCCUCAGCCGUUACAGGAUCACUUUGUAGUCACUGACUGUGCCAAUUUUCAUGCAGGGCUCAUGACUAGUGUUUAUUUUGCAGUGUUUACAUUUCAGGUUUUACUCUUUUUAGAUGGCUUAUUUUGACACUGUCAUAGAUGUUGGGCAAACUUGAAAAAAUAAAAAAAUAUGGGUUUAAACAAAAAACAAAAAAAAACAUUUUGAAAUAGGUAGAAAUGUAGAAUUUUCUCAUGUGAUAACAGCAGAGUAUUGAGAGCAUAGUAUGCAUCAUGUUGUACUCCAUCAGCUGCUUUAUGUCAGGUUUAUGGCUAACAUCAUUACUCAUGGUUUGAGAUAGCCCCCCAGCACCGUAAGCAAAAACCCACCAUGCUUUUUCCUCCCAGGCUACCAGCAUAAAAUUCAUUCACAUAAAAAUGGUAAAUAAAUAGCAGGAUGACGGGAGGAUGGACUUGCUUCCUUUUGGAUCGGUCCAUUAUAAACUCAAACCAUGGCUUCUGAUUAUGCCUCUAGCAUAUGUGUUGCCUAGUCCUGGCUUAAUCAAGUGGUAUAUUGAGCCUCUGUCCUCCAUAGAGAACAGUGCGGAGGAAAAAAAAAAUAAGCAAGAGAGUAGACGGAGGAGGAGGAGGAGGAGAAAGAGGAUAUGGAGGAACGUUUAGUUUUGCAGAUGUUCCUCUUGCUAGACCUGAGGAAAAGACUCUAGGUUUAAAGAAUGCACAGGAAUGUGAAAAUUUUAGUUUAAGAAUAAUUUUGGAUUUUCAGAGUAGAAAGGACUCUUUGUUAACUUUACUGUAGUUAAAUUUACUGUCUCUAUACAGAAUAUUCCUUUUCUUCUUGAGAAUAUUUAUUGUUGUAAUAUAUAUUAUGUGUGCAUUAUUUAAUUAAAAAGUAUUUAUAUCAAAUGAAGAGAUACAUAUAUGUAAACAUUACCCUGUGUAUAAGAUAGAUGGGUAUAUACUAUCAUCAUUAUUUUCCAUAUAUAUGUAUGUAUACAGUAUAUACUGUUCUACUAACAUUGGUUUAUGCCUCAGGUCUAGGUGAAUAUCAUUCAUAAUUGCGGAACAUCUGUCUGGACUAUGUUGAUACUCUUUGUAUUGUACUUCCUUGUAUGUGAAUAAUCCUCAGAAAUCCUGUAUGAAUAUAUCUUAUUUUUAUUAUGAAAGAAAAAAAAAUCAUGAAUCUAUGUUUCUAUUUCUUCAUCUUGUCUUUCGCUCAAGCUAUGUUACUCAGUCCUUUGUGACAAAGCCCAAGGUAUAUAGAAUGACAUGAACAAACAUGAGGUAAAUAAACAAAAACACACACACACACACACACACACACUCACUCACUCACACACACUCACACUCACACUCACACUCACACUCACACUCACACUCACACUCACACUCACACCACACCACACUCACACUCACACACACACACACACAGAAAAUAUAAAACUUCAGUCUUAUAUAAAAGGGUAAGUUACUAGCUGGUAGGAAUGUGUUUGCUAAAUGUGGAAGAGUCAAAAUUUCCCAUUUGAAUUCUAACAAAGAAUGGAUUUAGUUAUUUAAAUAAUUAUCCCUCAUCAUCAAGGUGAAAACCGUACGAUAAUGAGAGUAAAUAUAUGUAACGCCCCCCCCUCCCUCCCUUUUUUAACAUCAUUGCAAUUGCAUUUCCUGCUGGCUUGGCCUUUACCCAACACGUUGCAAGACUCCCUUACGCAAACUCAAGUGAAAAAAGUGAUAUAGACAUCAUUAUGUACUGACAAAUGUAGUAAUUUCUUCAUUUCUGCAUUCAAUAUUUUUCUAUAUAAAACAUAAAAAAUAUAUAUAUAAAUAAAAGGAUAUAAUAUUUCUUCAUCCUGAUGUUUGAUGUUGAGAAAAAAAAAAUAUUUGACAGUGCCAUAAUUAUGUACUCUUAUUAAUGGUUCUAUCUUUUUAUCAUAAUGAUAAAACCUUCUCUAUUCAAAGAUGAAAAAGCCUUUUGUAAUGAAUGAUGUGCCGUCACAGCACCAAAUAAUUUGUUGUUGCAGAGAAAUCUUUGAUAACGAUAACAACAUAAUUGUCAAUGUGUAUUUAGAUAUCUGAGUUAAGUAAAGUUUUAUCUGUUAGAUCAAUAGGUUCCUCUGAACCAGGCUGGGAAAACAAUUUAAAAAAAUCAUGAAGCAAGUUGCAAAAAUGGAAUGAAAUUUAUUUUUAGUGUUUUCCAAAAUAUUCAUGUCACUUAUGUUGAUGUUAAUAUAACUGAUUGAACCUU
Molecule: messenger RNA, 6069 nt
Organism: Penaeus vannamei (Pacific white shrimp)
Lineage: Eukaryota; Metazoa; Arthropoda; Malacostraca; Decapoda; Penaeidae
Source: RefSeq, a predicted model, not a curated record